UGUGUGUGUGUGUUUUUGAACAGCGAACAGAGUAUCUGUCAAGCAAGAGCUGCCGUGAUGGUGUAUGAUGACGCCAACAAGAAGUGGAUCCCGGCCGGUGGCUCAACUGGGUUCAGCAGAGUCCACAUAUAUCACCACACAGGCAACAACACGUUCCGAGUGGUGGGCAGGAAGAUCCAAGACCAUCAGGUGGUGAUCAACUGUGCCAUCCCUAAAGGGCUGAAGUACAAUCAGGCCACUCAGACCUUCCACCAGUGGCGGGACGCCCGGCAGGUGUACGGCCUCAACUUUGGCAGCAAAGAGGAUGCCAACGUCUUCGCCAGUGCCAUGAUGCACGCCUUAGAGGUGUUGAAUUCGCAGGAAACAGCCCAGAGCAAGGUUACUGCUACCCAGGACAGCUCUAAUUUGCGAUGUAUUUUCUGUGGGCCAACAUUGCCUAGACAAAACUCACAACUUCCCACCCAAGUUCAGAAUGGUCCAUCACAAGAAGAGUUGGAAAUUCAGAGAAGGCAACUACAAGAACAACAACGACACAAAGAGCUGGAACGGGAGAGACUGGAGAGAGAAAGGAUGGAGAGGGAGAGAUUGGAGAGAGACAGGUUAGAGAGGGAGAGGCUGGAGAGAGAGCGACUAGAACAAGAGCAGCUGGAGCGGGAGAGACAAGAACGGGACCGGCUGGAUCGGCUGGAGCGGGAGAGACAAGAACGAGAGAGACUGGAGAGACUGGAGCUGGAGAGACAAGAACGAGAGCACCAGGAGCAGUUAGAGAGAGAACAGCUGGAAUGGGAGCGGGAGAGACGGAUAUCCAACACCGACAGCUCCCCGUAUAAUGCUCUGCUUCCCGAGGGUGCCGGUGGCCAGCCUCCUUCAGCACCUCCUCCAUCCUUUGCUAAAGUCAUCUCAGCCGCGGUGUCAGAGGCCACUCCUGAUCACGCUGUAGUGGCCGCCCUGCCACCUUCCACACCCCCUACACCACCACUGCGACACUCGGCGACACGUUUCGCGACCUCCUUAGGGUCAGCCUUCCACCCCGUCCUGCCCCAUUCCGCUACAGUUCCUCGUCCUCUGAGCAAAAACUCUCGGCCUUCUUCUCCCGUGAGCACACCCUCCUGUCAGCCUCCGGCUUCGAAGCCCUGUGCCUGGCCCGCCGCCACCUUCUCGCCCCCCCCUCCGUCUGCUCCAGUCAUGGGCCCGCGGCCCGUCCUCCCCGUCUGUGUCUCUUCUCCUGCGCCCCAGUCGCCUCCGUCACCGACGGCGUCCAGUGGGCCGCUUGACUCUGUCUCGUCCCCGGUGUCGCCGCCGCCGCCGCCUCCGCCUCCGCCGCCUCCCCUCACACCUCUGUCACGCUGUGGACCUCGAGCCUCUCCUCCUCCGAGCACCCCUGUCGCCUCAGCUCCCUCGUCCAGGCCUAGCGUUGUCCCUUCUCCCUCUGCAGCUGCCCCUGCCUCUGUGGAGACUCCUCUCCCUAGCCAAGUGCCCCCACCUCCUCCUCCACCUCCUGCUCCUCCCCUGCCUGCAUCUGGAUUUUUUGGGGGACCCAUGUCAGAAGACAAUCGCCCUCUGACUGGGCUUGCAGCAGCCAUCGCUGGAGCCAAGCUGAGGAAAGUGUCACGGGUGGAGGAUGCCUCUUUCCCGAGCGGAGGGAAUACCAUUGGCGUGAACCUGGCCUCUUCUAAAACAGAUGCGGGUCGUGGAAAUGGACCUCUCCCUCUAGGGGGCAGUAGUGGCUUGAUGGAGGAGAUGAGUGCCCUGCUGGCCAGGAGGAGAAGAAUUGCCGAAAAGGGAUCAACAGUAGACUCAGAGCAAAAAGAGGACAAAAAUGAAGAAUCAGAGCCUGUGACUUCGAAGCCCUCUUCAACAAGUACACCUGAACCAACAAGGAAACCGUGGGAAAGGACGAACACAAUGAAUGGCAGCAAGUCACCUGUUAUCUCCAGACCAAAAUCUGCACCCUCCUCACAGCCCAGUGCCAACGGAGUCCAGACGGAGGGCCUCGACUACGACAGGUUGAAGCAGGACAUAUUAGAUGAAAUGAGAAAAGAGCUAACGAAACUAAAGGAAGAGCUCAUUGACGCAAUCAGGCAGGAACUGAGCAAGUCAAAUACUGCAUAGAGAAAUUAAGGCGAGAUAGGACUUUAAUCUGGAUAAAGGAAAAAAAAAGAAAACACAACCUACAAACAACUGUUACCAACAGCAAACAUCCCUACAUUGUGUGAGCUGUAAGAAGAAAAUGGAAGCGAGCAGUUGGAAGGAGGGAACCCCAGCACCUUUGGGAAGCCUUCAGGUGUCGCUGCUCUGGCAUUAAGCUGCUUCCCUCCCCUGUGUGCUACUUUUUUUUUUUUUUUCUUUUUUCUGAUCUUUAGGACAGGAUGGAAGAGUCUCAUACAAAUUCCUGCAACAGUUAAUGUAGAAAAUACUAAACCACCAGGCAAGGUCACCGUGUAUCGAAAUAUUUUCAUGUCAAGAUAAAAAAAAAAAGUGGCACAUUUUCCACGACCCAUUGCUAAAAUAAAGAGGAGAAAGGCUUCCUCAGUGUUUCUCAGAGUGCUGGCGGAAGAAUCGAGCAAGUUCUGCUGUUGUAUUAUAAAUGUUUCUCUCAGGUUUGUCUUCCUAUCAUAUUUGAUAUUCCAUGAGGAGCCAAGGUCGGCCCUGUGUAGGUUAAGAGCCUCAAAAUGUGGAGCAGGUGGGAUAGUUGAUACUCGUAAAAAGUGAUACCGAUAAGGUAACCUGAAGGAAGAAGGAAAAAAAAAAAAUGAUGAUGAUAAUGAUGAUAUGUCCAGCUUGAGGAAUUUUAGAAUGAUAGGAAGUCUGUCAAGUUAGCCUUCAUGCAAUUUUGUAGAGCCCAACAUAAAAACUCACCCCGAAUUUUAAAGAUUUAGAUGCCUUCCUAAAUCGUCAUGAUGCUUUACCAAAUCUACAACUUCUACAUAACGCAAAAGCAGUGGUCAAAUGUAAAACAAUAUAUUGUAGAUUAAACUGUAGGUUUUCAACCUUUUUUUAGACUUAUGCAUGUUGACUUUUUUAUAAUGUAAUUACAACCACCACAAAACUAGCUUUUUUAACUGCAGACAGUAAUGCAUGUCACACUGAUAAAUAUGUAGUGGUCUUUUCAAGGGCCUAAUCCCAGGGAAAACAUUUUUGUAGAGUAGGGCAGAGGGAGGGAGGGGAGGAAUAAUUUUUUUAUUUAAACGUAACUCCUGCACAGUCCUCUUUUGUUUUCUUCUUCUUCCUCUUCUCCUUCUUCUUCUUCUCCUUCUUCUUCUUCUUCUUCUUCUUCUUCUUCUUCUUCUUCUUCUUCUUCUUCUUCUCAAUUGCCUGCAUGACUAAUGAGGAAUGUUUUGUGACUUUAAUUGGUAACUAUGUUAACAGAACCAAGUACUUAUAUCUUUGACAUCAUGGCUCCAGCUCUUUGUAUCUUAAUUUCAGUUACUUCCAUUGGUCUGAAACAUGAUUUGCAGUUUCCCGUGACUUUACAUCUCACUGUGGAACUCAAAAAAGUUCGGUCCCUGAACCUGGCCGUUGCUACUAGCUGGGUGCCUGGUAGCACAAGCGUCAGGCCCACGUAACUGAUUUCAAAGCUGCUUUUGAAUUCUGUUCUGUGCAAAGGCAGGAAGUAACAGGGACGCAGCAAUUAAGGUCACAGAAAUCGCUAAGGAGAGGGAAUUCGUGGAGUUCUGCAUAAUUUUCUUUUUAAUAAAUAAAGUGACAUUUAGAGAAUGGGGAGGAGGAAGUAGCGAAUAUAUGCACAGCACCUGUGGACACUGUAGGAGCGACUGUGGAGUUCACUCCCUUUGCAAGUCCUAAGAUUAAGAUGGGGGGGGGAGAGAUCUUAUAUGUUGCAAUGAUAGUUUUUUGUUUGUUUGUUUGUUUGUUUGAAUCUUGGAAAUUUAGGAAAUAAAGACAUUUCCAGUCUCUCUGUGUUGAUUCACGCUUGAGUUAUCACGUGCCAUAUUUGCUUUUGAAAUUUACUAGAAGUUUUACUUUAAAAAGUAAACAAAUAAAUAAUAAUACUUUAAAAAUCCAUUUUCAUCCACUUCCUAGCGUCUCUCCCGUUCCUAAGACAGAGCUCGUGGAUGGCAGUUGUCAAAGCCCUUCACUGCUUCAGAGAGGUCGGAACGGGGGUCUUGUUUUCCUCAGGAAAAAUUCCUGUUUUCUGUAGAGAUUUUUUUUUUUGACGAGCCUAUGAUGUCAUAAUUCAAGUAGUCAGUUCUUUUUUUUUUUUCUAUCAACUGUUCAUUGUCAUGCAGUAGUAAUAAGACUGGAAAAAGGUAGCCUAUCUGAAGUACUGUUUUCCUAAAGAAAAAAAAAAAGGAAGCGUGUUCAUCUUUUACUAUAUUUUUUUUUUUUGGUUAUGCAAACACUUUGAGGAUAAGAAUGUUUGCCUCCUAUAAACCUAGUCUGAAGCCGCUUUUGAUUUUGUCGGUUAAGUUGAAUAGUUUAUAAGAGGAUAAGAGUAUUGGGAACCAGUAGUCCAGAGUGAGGUAAAAAAAAUAAAUAAAAAUUAAAAAACAAGCCACAAGAAAAUGCUAGAUCUUAAAACUGGUUAUACACUAAACAUUUCUGUGCCUUGGUCUAAUAUGAACACGAUGUCUGUAUACAGUGACAAAGCUGAACCAGUGUUGAAUCAUGUUCCAUUUUCCCACCAUUUUUGCAUUAUCUCAGAUCACUACCUGUGUUCUUCCCAAGAAGUUUGCCUGACUUUCUGUAUCCACUCCCUGUCACUCGUGACAGUCUUGUCAUUGCCAGAGAUUUCAGUGAUGCAGGUGGGAACCAGAGGCUUAGGGUAUUCUCCUUAUCAAAAAACUAUGUUGCUGGGAACUACAUUACGAUGCUGGUCGUCUGUGCUCUUGUGUUUGGGGCAUCUUAACGCUGAGUGCAGCUUCGGGGUAACUUCUUCCCUCAACACUGUGAUCUGACCUGUGACAAUUCUGUACUGCACACCCUGUAAAUGGCUCACAAAGUCAAUUGCAAACCAACUGAAUGUACAAAUCUUAGUGCUGGUGCUGAAAUGUCAUGAUUUCAAAGUGUGUUUCCAAAUCCGCAAGCGUCACGUGUCUUGAUCCAAACUGAAGAUGGAACGCUGCUGAAUGCCAACCCCUCACGCUCUCUGUGUGCUUACCCGUUUAGACCUCCCAUUUCUCUGCUGUUCGUACGGUACUGUUGCGUUUUGAUUUCCUGCGCACUGACUUCAUUUGUGCGAUUGAAAUAAAAAUUGCAGUAUACACAUA
Messenger RNA from Erinaceus europaeus (western European hedgehog), 5228 nucleotides. It is a transcript of the gene ENAH, whose product is annotated as ENAH actin regulator. The record is from RefSeq and is a predicted model, not a curated record. Lineage: Eukaryota; Metazoa; Chordata; Mammalia; Eulipotyphla; Erinaceidae. Bases 58 to 2112 code for a protein of 684 amino acids. Gene Ontology annotation, molecular function: SH3 domain binding; profilin binding. Gene Ontology annotation, biological process: axon guidance; actin polymerization or depolymerization; actin polymerization-dependent cell motility. The transcript has 14 exons.